UUCCCCUGCUUGUGUGUCUGGGAGCGUAAUCUUUUCCUUCCGAAUACGUUUCUCUCUCGAGAAAUAUACCCAUGACACAGUGGGUUUAAUAUCAGGAGGUGAUCCCGGAUUCCCCAGCCGUCCGAAUCCAAUAUCUGGGUCCUCUCCUCCCUCCCCCGCCGGCGGGCAGGCAGCAGGUUGCCAUGGAAAACUCGUCGGUGGCGUCCGCGUCCUCAGAGGCGGGCAGCACGCGCUCACAGGAGAUUGAGGAGCUGGAGCGCUUCAUCGACAGCUACGUGCUGGAGUACCAGGUGCAAGGCCUUCUGGGAGACAAAAACGAGACGUACCUGGACGGAGACAACAAACCCCAGUCCCACAUUUCACAGUGGACAGAGGACUGCAAUGACAAGAAAGACGGGAGUUGGUCACCCUCGUGGGGGAGGGGCUCCACCAAACCAGAUGAGUGGGAUCACAGUAGUAAUGGCAGUACAGGGUCCAGGCCCAGCUCUGGCUCUAGACCUGGUUCAGGCUCCAGGUCUGGUAGCAGGGGGAGGAACAACCAAUUCAGAGGGCCAGCCAAGGUACAGAACGGGAACAGAGAAGGGUCCUUUGACAUCCUGGGUACUGACAUCUGGGCUGCUAACACCAUGGACUCUCAUGGGUAUGUCAUGGGGGCAACAUGGGACCUCCAGCCUGAGAAGCUGGACUUCAGCCAGUUCCACAGGAAACCCUUCCGGGGAACACCAAAGCACCUUCCACACAUCGACAGAGAGGGAUCUGAAAGCCCAUACAUCCCUCCCAUUGAUCCUCUUCCAUGGGAUAAACAUGACAAUGAUGAUGCUGGUCCAUUCCAUUACUACUUAGAACUGAUGAUGAAAGGCAAGUUUGAAUAUGAUGAUGGGAUCAACUUGAACGACAUGGAGCAGUUCCUGCCAGGCCUUACUGAGACAGCAGCAGAGACCACCGGGGGGAGGAGGAGGAGACAGGAAGACCCAACAGCAGCAGUCGCCACAACAACAACAACAAACAGUCAAUCAACAUUCUCGUGACCAGCAGCAGC
Messenger RNA from Oncorhynchus masou masou (cherry salmon), 1039 nucleotides. RefSeq names its product CBP80/20-dependent translation initiation factor-like. The record is from RefSeq and is a predicted model, not a curated record. NCBI's taxonomy places the organism in Eukaryota, Metazoa, Chordata, Actinopteri, Salmoniformes, Salmonidae. The transcript is spliced from 9 exons. Bases 183 to 1028 code for a protein of 281 amino acids.